Molecule: messenger RNA, 879 nt
Organism: Fonsecaea nubica
Lineage: Eukaryota; Fungi; Ascomycota; Eurotiomycetes; Chaetothyriales; Herpotrichiellaceae
Exons: 3
Coding region: 1-879 (292 amino acids)
Cellular component (GO): nucleus
Source: RefSeq, a predicted model, not a curated record
AUGAGCAAGAGGAAGCAGGAGACCGGCGAAGAUGUCGUCAAGGACGACGUGGACAUGGACAACGAUAGCGGAGACGACGAGGAUUUCGAUGUUCUCGAUGUCGACUUCGAGUGGUUCGACCCUCAGCCUGAAUAUGAUUUCCACGGUAUCAAGACCUUACUCCAGCAGCUGUUCGACGUGGAUGCUCAGCUGUUCGAUUUGUCUGCAUUGACCGACCUGAUAUUGUCACAACCCACCCUGGGUUCAACAGUCAAAGUAGAUGGUAACGAGACGGACGCAUACGCCUUUCUAUCCGUUUUGAACCUCCAAGAACAUAGGGAUAAGCCGUUCAUGAGCAAGAUCGUGCAAUAUCUACUCUCUAAAGCAAAGUCGAGACCCACGCUCGCUCCCCUAGCUGAGCUCCUUUCCCAGCCCACGAUUCCACAGAUAGGCCUGAUCCUGACUGAGCGUCUGAUCAAUGUUCCGGCCGAAGUUGUCCCUCCAAUGUACACAAUGCUGAUAGAAGAGAUGGAAUGGGCGAUCCAAGACGGCGAACCCUACAACUUCACCCACUAUCUCAUCCUCUCCAAGACAUACACCGAAGUCGCUUCGAAACUUGACGCCGAGAACGAUCCUCCGAAAAAGAAAAAGAAAGCAACAUCCGGCUCAUUCGAGACAAUGUACUUCCAUCCAGAGGACGAGAUCCUGCACAGACAUGCCAUCUGCCAUAGCGGCUUUGAUUACACGACCAAACAGGACGAGGGGCACUCGGACUCGAAACGAGCAUUUCAAGAGCUGGGGAUUAAACCGCAGGGCCAUGCCAUACUCAUUGCUGGGGACAAGUUUAAAGAUGCCGUCCAGAAUGUGGCCGAAUAUCUAAAACCCCAGCCUCAAACUUGA